AUGUCCGUUGAAAUUGAACCUCCAGUGAAAAAAGCAAAAACAUUUGCUAAUGAAGAUGAUUAUUGUAACAAAAUAAUAGAUAAAUGUAUUGAAGACAUUAAAAAUUCUCAAAAAAACUUAGAACCUGUGUUAAGUGAUGACUUUCAGAAGUCAAUACCAUUAAUAAAAGUGUUUGUUGGUAUUAUUAAAGAUCCGAAAGAUCUAUCACGAACUGUUUUGAUGUUAAAUGAAAAGAUACCUUUGAAAGAGUUGCAACAUUUAAAGCGAAUUAGGAAAAAAGAGGUUAUAUUGUGUCCUACCAACUUUAUUAUUGGCAUGUCAUCUAUUCAACAGUACAUUGAAUGUAAUGUAGAAGAACUAAAGGACACAUUUCAGUAUUUUAAAGAGUUAGAUGUUCCCCUUUCACCCCCUAAAGUAAAACAACAGUUUAAAGAAUGGAACAAAAUUUGGUCCUGCAACUUUCAUCCUAAUGUUUACCUGGAAAAACUUGUAAGUGGUAACUUCUUUGCUCCCACAGAGCUUAACCUUCAUAGAACUUAUAUGGAAAUAGCAUUUGAAGUAUCUAGAUGGUAUAUUCUACAUUUAAACCUAAACACUAAUGAAGAUGAUGUUUUUAGAAAUAUCAAUAGUGCUGUAAUUGUUGAUCCAACAACACAAUCAGUGGUUGCUGUAUCUUUUGAUAAUAGGGAUGCUAACCCUCUUCAACAUUCAUCUAUGUUAGCCAUAGACAAUGUAGCAAAGACACAGAAUGGUGGAGUUUGGUCCACUGAAGAUAUUAAUCCCGAUAGGACAUUGAGUGGUAUAAGUGAAGAAUUACUAAAUUACUUAAAACCUAGAUAUCCCAGUGUCAGAUUUGGUGCAAGAAAAUUUAUAAGUAAAUGCGAUAUAUCUAGUGAUGAAUAUAAUGGAAAUCCAAGCGAUGGCCCUUACUUAUGUACUGGAUAUUACGCUUAUCUAAUAAGAGAGCCUUGUGUUAUGUGUUCAAUGGCAUUAGUUCAUGCGCGAGUAAAAAGAAUAUUCUUUUGUUUCGAUAAUAUGUUUGAUGGUGCACUGAAAUCAAAAAGUAAACUUCAUACCAUUUCAUCUUUAAAUCAUCAUUUUGAAGUUUUUACAGGAUUUUUAUAA
This is a messenger RNA of Parnassius mnemosyne (clouded apollo), 1125 nucleotides long. The record is from the annotation of a GenBank genome assembly. Lineage: Eukaryota; Metazoa; Arthropoda; Insecta; Lepidoptera; Papilionidae.